Molecule: messenger RNA, 2100 nt
Organism: Sparassis crispa
Lineage: Eukaryota; Fungi; Basidiomycota; Agaricomycetes; Polyporales; Sparassidaceae
Exons: 8
Coding region: 1-2100 (699 amino acids)
Source: RefSeq, a predicted model, not a curated record
AUGUCGUUCCAACCCUCUAAUUUUUCAGAUUUCUCUACUAACUUCUCUCUGCCUUCUGGAUCUGCAAGUCUUCAUCAGUCCUUCACUGAUCAUGACAUUGCAGGGCUCGAGCUCUCCGAACUUAUGAAGAAUCGCCACGUUGCCGACUUGUACACCGAGCUGCGCAGAACAAGUGCUCAGGUGGUCAAGUUAUCUGAUGUACAGACUGAAUUGAUGCAGGUUAUGCAAGAAAAUAAGCAGUUGACACAAGAGCUGCAGGCCUUAAAGUCCGAGAAGAGCCGAUCCCCAAGUUUUGUCAGUACUUCGACACUCAUGCCAAGCGACUCUGUUUCGCAUCGCGGUGGCACGAUCUCACAAGAUAGCAGCAUCGUCUCUCCUCCUGUGCCGAAAAAGACAUAUCCAUUCACGGUCCUCUGGAACAAAGAGGAUUGUAAGAAGGACGACGAUGUCCACAUCACGGUAGCUAAUCCUGAACGGAUUCCUAUGGAUCAGGCCGUUCGACACGAGAACGGUGACCUCAUCUCAAGCGCAGAGUGGCACGCAAUUCAGACGACUGCACGCGUAGUCAAGAACGAGCUUCUCUCUCUUCCACCUCCUCGAGACUGUCAGUAUCGCAACAUAAAGCGAACAAAAAAGGUAUUCAAGGCUGCAUAUCCACGCGAAUGGGAAGCAGCCAUGCUGAAGAUGGAGAAGCAACAACCGUUGCUCGCCCUUUGCUCAGACCAUUGGAAGGCAGAGUACAUCAUUGGUCCUAUGCUGCUCCAGCAGCACAAACCCGACUCCGAACUCGACAAUGAUGAUGAUGACGUUAGUCACGUCAGCACUUCCGCCACCAACACUCGUGCAUCUGAGCAUGGUGAAAUCUCCGCCUCGAUGGCCUCGCAGGUCUCUGUUGCCAACAAGAGGCGCCAUGUCCACUCCACUUCUUCAAGCAAGCCGAAGAAGAAGCCUGUCGCGGGUGUGGUAUCGCAACAUGCAGAGGGUCGAACAUCUGGCCCAGUGGCCACACCUGCAUUGGAACCGCAGCUGAGUCUAACGUCUGCCCCAGUGACCAUGCCUGUGGAACCACAGCUGAGUGCAAUCGGUAAUAUUCUCGCCCAAGUGCCUUCUGCGCCUCCCUCUGUCGUUGCCUCUGUCAUCUCUCCUUCGGUAUCUGGCCUAACGGUGAAAAGCGCCAUUGACAUCAGCUUCAUCAAUGUCGAUCCGUCAAUCGAGAAUUUGAUAGAUGCCUUGUCCAGUAGCCAUCCGGAUUUAAUAAGUGGUUUGGAGCUGCUCAAUUCCAUGAAGCUCACACCUGUAUUCGACAUCAGUUCUCCGACAUCGGAAGUCAUCACAUUCAUCGAGCGCAUCGAGAACGCUGAUCCUAACUCACCCGACCUCUCGGAAGACAAUCUUGGAACGGUGUGGGGCCAUUACCAGUUUACAGCAGGCUCGAUGACGUCCAGCUCCACGCUUGUCUCAUGGGAUGGCAUUGGGAGUGAGGCCGCACGAAGAUUAAUUGCCACCACCAUCAAGACGUGCAAGGUUGCAAGACAUGUGUGUUUUGUCAGCGGGAUCAAAACGAACACGUAUCUUAGCGAUGCAUACUUGGAGAUGACAGUCGAAAUCCUUUGGAGGCUCUGGAAAGCCGCAGGAGGACCUGUUGUGAAGGGGAAGGGCAAAGCUUUCACAUCAUCGGACUCACGCACCAUGUCCACUGCUGACGCCAUCACCAGUAUUCCUGACUCCUCUGCCGCCACUCUUACCCCCUCUGCCACCACUUUGGUCAAUGUCUCUCAGCCCUCUGCCAACACCGGUUUGUCCAUGAACUCUGAUUCGUGCCCUUCCAACUCGUCUGGUAGUGGCAAACCUAUGGCCAACAGCAAUUCUGACCCGCGUGCAUAUAUCACUUCGCUCAACAGAGACGAAUUGUUUGAAUGGAUCAUCGAUCGGAAGUUGGCGGUCAAUAUGAAGCUUGGAAAGAAGAGUUCCUCCAUUAAGAAAGACAAGCUCGUAUCAAUCAUUCUGUCCGCCGAAGCGACCGCCCAGCCAUCUAAGGCAGAAGUCGACGUCAUCGUGCAGCAGCGCAAGCUUAAGAAGAUGGCCACUUCAAGAGUUUGA